CAUGCCAUUUCGGAGUAUAAAAACAGAUGGUCAGACGUCAGACGCUCCACCUGGUCAAGUCUGGUGAACAGGCCUCCUUUCCCAUUUCCCUGGCUCCUUGUAUGGCUUCUGAUGAGUACAAUCCGGUGUCCCUCAGACAGAAGUCAAAGAAGAAGAAUUUUAGAGGAAGUCCAAGAAUGAGCAGAAGGAGAGUUUCAGUGAAAGAUUUGGACCCAGUGGACCAUCAGGGCUGGCUUUAUAGGAAGAAAGAGGGGAAGGGAUUUCUGGGUAUUAAGUGGAAAAAGUAUUGGUUCGUGCUAAAGAAAACCUCUCUGUACUGGUACACAAAUCAAGUGGCUGAAAAAGCAGAAGGCUUUAUAAAUUUGACUGAUUUUGUAAUUGACCGGGCGAUGGAAUGUAAGAAAAAAUAUGCGAUCAAAGCUUGCCACCACAAAGUCAUGAUGUUUCACUUUGCAGCAGACAGCAAUGAGGACAUGAACUUAUGGCUGAAUAAACUUGGUCUGGCAUCUAUUCAGUAUGAACCCACAGAGGCUCAUACAGCUGAAUGCUACAGUGAGGCCAGUGAUCACGAGGAGUCCACUGACACGCCUCCACCGCCAUAUUCUGAGCACCACACCCAAGCUGUAGCAAAUGCCAGUGGUCUAUCGGCCACUGUGCAUCAGGGAAGCCUUCCUCCUCCAUAUUCCUCCCCUGUUCCUAGUGAAGCCACUGGAACCCUCUCCUCCCCCGUCAGUACAAUGACCUCCCACAGCUCUGUCUCAUCUCUGGCCAAGCAUAGACGGUCUUGGCUAGACCUUGUCUCCCAGGCAACCCCUACUGCUGGUGAAACUGUGGUCUGCUCUGCUGUGGUCCAUACAAUGAGCACCUCAAUAAAGGAAACCUCACAACAUCAUGAAGCCACAGCUCAAUCUCAAGACCCCCUUGGAUGCUCAUCUAGCACAUCACCUAUGGCAAUAUCCACAGAGCCAGAGGAACCAGAAACACAGCUGAUCUCAACUGACACCAGACAAGAAAUUCUAGAUGGACAGGAAGGAACUGAUGAUGAGAUGGAAAGAUUGUACUUACAUUUGAAAAGAGCGAGUUUGUCUCCAAUGGGUGAGCGGAAGCCAUCAUCAAAAUGGGAAUUACGAGCCUCAUUUAUAAAGCGUUCCAAAAACCAGACACUCAAUGAGAAGAUACAUCUCAUCAGAACCCUCAACAGCACUCUAAAGGCUAAAGAAGCAGAUCUACUGACUUUGGAGCAGGUAGUGGCUGACUCCACUCUCACUGCAAGUAAAUUCAGGGAGUGGAAAGAGACCAAUGCUGUUCUGCUGCAGGAGAUUAUUCUGAGCCGCCCCCCUACAGACUGAGCCCUUGACUGCCCCUAGUGCCUCAGCUGUGCAUCCCUCAACAUAGAUGUCUAUACACACUGAAAGAGUAUACACCAGAACACAAACACUGCAAAAAUGGAGUAUGUUUUCAAAUCUGGUCUUGACAAAAGAAUUCAAAAAAUGUAUCUAAGA
This is a messenger RNA of Sinocyclocheilus grahami, 1502 nucleotides long. Its product is annotated as interactor protein for cytohesin exchange factors 1-like. The transcript has 11 exons. NCBI's taxonomy places the organism in Eukaryota, Metazoa, Chordata, Actinopteri, Cypriniformes, Cyprinidae. The record is from RefSeq and is a predicted model, not a curated record. The coding region runs from base 27 to 1349 and encodes 440 amino acids.